CCCGAUCAAUAAUAUUUAAAGUGUUACUAUCACGGCCACUUCAUUAAGAGUGAGUAUUUUUCUCCUAAAGAUGGCUCAGUAUCACAGGCUCUCAGACGCCAGUGCCUCAGAUCACAGCACGAGCGUUUCUCCUGGAGUGAUCAAAAAGCUAAAAGAACAAGGAUACACCAUAGAGAAGGAACUUGGCCGAGGGGCUUCAGGAAUGGCGUUUCUGGUGAAAGACACAGAAGGAGACCCUUAUGUGAUCAAACAGAUGAAUUCCAGAGAUGAGGAGGAGCUGGAUGCAGUCAGAAAGGAAGUUGAAAUCCUGAAAAAUCUCAGCUUUGGAUAUAUUGUUACUUAUGUGAAUUCAUUUGAAGAUAAAGAAGCUGAGUUCUUUUACAUUGUGAUGGAGUAUUGUGCAGGAGGAGAUCUUAAUGAGAGGAUGAAAGCACAGAAAGAAAGAGGGUUUUUUGAAGAACAACAGAUUCUUGACUGGUGUGUUCAGAUUUGUCUGGCCCUGCAGUAUAUUCAUGAAGAGAGGAGGAAUAUUCUUCACAGAGAUAUCAAACCUCAGAAUAUUUAUCUGACUGAAGAUGGCUACAUCAAUCUAGGGGAUUUUGGAUACUCAACGGUGCAGAAAAGAGCAGAUCCUUAUACUAGCUCAGUUAGAGGUGCUGAGCUCUAUCACAGCCCAGAAGUUUCUGACAACCAAUAUACUUCCAAAAGUGAUAUUUAUUCACUGGGAUGGGUGCUCUAUGAUCUCUGCAUGCUGGAAGUGUGGUCAGAUUUUAAAAGACGUCGCUUUCAACAAGCCUCCCACGAUAUGGGAUACCCUCUUCAGUUCUCAAACCUGUAUUCACAGGAUCUACAGGAAUUAAUCAAAGAAAUGCUCGGCUGUUGUCCUAUGACCAGACCUUCAGCUGAAGAGAUUUUAGCAAAACCAUUCUUAAGAGAUGCUUUAGAGAGAAACAGGAGAUUUCCAAAAGCACUGGAACAAAGGUUCAUGAUGUCCUUAAAGAUCUUUGAUAAGACCUACACUGAGCGCUAUGAUCAUUUUGAGGCUUUAGUUACAGAGUGGGGAAAAACAACAGAUUCACUAGAGGAGGUUCAUCGUAAAUGCACAGUAGGUGCUCUGUCAGGUUCAGUGAUUGGAGCAGCUGGAGGAAUCACUGCAGUGGUUGGUGCAAUUUUGGCACCUUUCACUUUUGGAGCAUCUCUGAUUGUUACUGGUGUUGGGAUUGGAGUUGGAGUUGCAGGUGGAGUAGCAGGUGCUGCUUCCAGCAUUACCAAUGCAGUCAAACAAAAAUCACUCCGUGAGAAUAUUCAGAGAAUUCAGCAGAACUUUACAGAUGUGGCACCACUUAUCAAGUCACUGAAUGCACUGAGAAGGGUACUGAGAGUAAUCCAAAAAUUCAGGGAUUUUGUCUGUGACUCCUCUGAUAAUGUGCAAAUGUCAUGCAAUGUAGGCAGGAGUAGACUAGUGUGUGGCACAGAACUCAUGCAUCUAGGUCUGCUGGCAAAUGUUGGCAGAAUUGCUGCUCAAACUGCCAGAGUAGGACGCGCAGCAGCAGCAGCAACAGCUGCAGUCACAGGAGUGUUGAGUGGACUAUUAGUCAUUGUUGACACGGUAUUCAUAGUCAAAGACUCCAUAGACAUUCACCAGAUGAGACAGGGACAAGUAGAUGAUCCAAAAAAGGUCAAGUCAAGUUUACUCAAGUCCAUUGCUGAAAUGAGGAAGACACACACAGAUCUAUGUAAUGUCUUAAAGGAAAUUAAAGAAACAAGAGAGGAACUAAAAGAAUAUAUAAAAGAGGCCAUGGUUUACAGAGCUUAA
Molecule: messenger RNA, 1816 nt
Organism: Carassius carassius (crucian carp)
Lineage: Eukaryota; Metazoa; Chordata; Actinopteri; Cypriniformes; Cyprinidae
Exons: 9
Coding region: 71-1816 (581 amino acids)
Biological process (GO): lipid transport; lipoprotein metabolic process; protein phosphorylation
Cellular component (GO): extracellular region
Molecular function (GO): lipid binding; ATP binding; protein kinase activity
Source: RefSeq, a predicted model, not a curated record